Messenger RNA from Saccharomycopsis crataegensis, 11340 nucleotides. RefSeq names its product histone acetyltransferase TRA1 (gene TRA1). The record is from RefSeq and is a predicted model, not a curated record. The coding region runs from base 1 to 11340 and encodes 3779 amino acids. NCBI's taxonomy places the organism in Eukaryota, Fungi, Ascomycota, Saccharomycetes, Ascoideales, Saccharomycopsidaceae. Gene Ontology annotation, molecular function: protein binding. Gene Ontology annotation, biological process: DNA repair; regulation of DNA-templated transcription. The transcript has a single exon. Gene Ontology annotation, cellular component: NuA4 histone acetyltransferase complex; nucleus; SAGA complex.
AUGAGUUACACAAAUCAAAUCGAUUUAUUUGUCGAAAAGUUGGGUAGUGAUAUCGAUCUAUCAGCCAAACAUCAAGUUCUUGCGGAAUUAUGUGAUAUAAUCGAGUCUUUCCUUGGUGCUAAGGAAUACAGUUAUUUUCUUGAGAAGUUGAUUCCAAUGUUCAUAGACCUUUUAACUGAAGUCCCAAUUAGCUUCUAUAAUUCGACAUAUGAACACAAGAUAAGAUCAUCAAUAUUAGAGAUUAUCCAAAGAUUGGUUCUUAAUGAUACAUUUGACCAGUACAAAACCAUCAUGUUAGAUACCAUCACCACUGCAUUGAGAUCUGAAAAUGAAGAAAAUGGGGUGUUAUGUAUAAAAAUUAUAACAAGCAUUCAUAAAUCAUACAAAAAUAAUUUAUUUGAUAAGGUCGAGGAGUUCAUUGAAAUAAUCUAUGAAAUUUAUUCCAAUUCCCCUCAAAUGGUACAACAGUGGUUCAAUGAAAAUGCCACUGAAGAUGCAUCAAGUACCUCUCACAAUCCCUCGUCAUCACCAACUGAAAUCGGGGAAAGUGAGGAUUUCAAUUCAAUUCCUAGCGACGAUGACUCUAAGCAAGAAUUGUUACAUUCCCUCCACUCUUUCAAAACACUAUCAGAAUGCCCAAUCACUAUGGUUUCUUUGCUUUCUUCUUAUAAGCAAUUGGUGAAUAAAGUACUUCUUGAUUUCAUUCCGAGAAUCAUAGCAUUAUUGCAGCUAGAGGUUGAUAUUCAAAGGAAGGAAAGAUUGGAAGCGGAGGCUAAGGGUAAUAAAUAUACUUCAGUAUCUAAAAGAAUAAAAAACAGAUCAUUAUAUGGGGAUUUUAUCAUUAGUCAAGUUAAAGCUACUUCAUUUCUUGCAUACAUUUUCAUCAGAGAUUACUCUCCAGAAUUUUUUGCAAAUUUUCAUGAUGUUAUUCCGGAUUUGGUGGUUAGAUUACUCCAGGACUGUCCAAGCGAAUUGGCAGCAGCAAAGAAAGAAUUACUUCAUGCCACCCGUCAUAUUUUAUCGACUCCAUAUAAGACAAUUUUCAUUCCUAAACUAGAUUUAUUUUUUGAUGAAUCAAUACUUCUCGGCGAUGGUCUAACGUGUCGCGAAACAUUGAGGCCUUUGGCAUAUAGUACUAUUGCCGAUUUUGUUCAUAAUAUCAGAGCUGAUUUGACUUCAGAACAAGUCUGGAAAGCUGUGCUGAUGUUCAGCAAAAUAUUGCAAGAUGAUUCUUUGAAUGCAAAUGUUACAUUUAUGUGCGCGAAAUUAUUAUUGAACUUAUUGGAAAGGGUCGUGAAAUUGCCUAAAGAAGAAGCCCGGAAAUUAUUCAUGAUAAUUUUGGAAUCUUUUUGCCGAAGGUUUGCGAAGUUGAACCACAAAUAUGAUUAUUACAUGGAACAACACAGAAAGUAUGAAGCAAGAAAAGUGGAACUUGAAAGUAGACAAGACGAUUACAUUAAAGCCAAUAACAGUAAAAUGCCAAAAAAUGACUUGUUGGAUGAGAAAGUGGUAAUUUUAAACGAUGAAAAGGAAUUAGAUAUUGAUGCUAUUGUGGCAAAUGAAUGUUCGAAUAUUCCAAAAUUCGAAGCCGUUUCCUGCGAUGAAGACAUUAACAUGACAAAAAAUGGCCAUCUGGAUGAUGAUAACGUUGAUGGAAAAGAGGACCAGAAGCUUUCGAUAUAUCAUCUUGAGGAUGAUUUACCUAUUCAGAUUUUCAAAAAAAGCUCACUGGACUCUCUUAAGGAUAUCAAAUACUUGAUCAGGAAUUUAGUAAAUUAUUUGAAACCCAUGGUGGGCCAUCUUAAAUUAACUAAUAUUGCUCCGCCAGCGACCGAUCAAAAUCAACAAGCAUGGGAUAGUGUGGCUAGAGGUUUCAGUUAUGAAGAAUUAUUGAUAUUUGAAAAUUUAUUUAGAGAAUCGAUUUUGUGUAUUCGUUUUUUCCAAACUGAUAAGGCUGCUGUACUUCAAUUAAAUAAGAUGAGUGAAAAGUCCACAUUUGAUAUCAAAUAUCCAAAUAUUCCAAUAACGGCCACCAAAGAUGAAAAAGACCUAAUGGAAUCGAUAUCUUUAAUUUUUAUGAGGAUAGAUCCCGUAAUGUUCAAUGAAAUAAUGCAAGAUCAAUUCCCGCUUUUAGUCGAUCAAAUGAAUAAAAAUCCUGCCUUGCUUCACAUCCCACACUUUUUUUUGAGCAAUGAAAUGGUGUCAGGUAAUUUUAUGGGGAUAUUGAUAAGUUACUUAAAAUCAAGAUUGCAUGAAUUAGGUGCAUUGGAUUUGAUGAAUGCCCAUAUUCUACUUCGAUUGUUCAAACUUUUUUUACUCUCUUUGAACUUAUAUCCAGCUCAAAAUGAGGAAUUCUUAUUACCCCACUUGAAUGAGCUUAUAUUGCAAUCGUUGAAAUACUCAACUACAGCUAACGAACCAUUGAUAUACUUCUAUUUUAUUAGGAUUUUAUUCAAGAGUAUUGGUGGCGGGAGAUUUGAGAAACUUUAUAAAGAAGUAAUGCCAUUAAUGCAAAAAUUAUUAGAGUCCUUGAAUAAGUUGAUUGAGUCUGCUAGGUCACCACAAGAAAGGGAUACCUGUAUUGAAUUGUGUUUAUCUAUCCCAGUCAGAUUGAGUAAGUUAGUAUCAAUGCUACAUCUAUUGAUGAGGCCACUUGUGUUGGCUCUUAACGGUUCACUGGAGUUAGUCACCCAAGGUUUAAGAACAUUGGAAUUAUGUGUUGACAAUCUCAACGCCAACUAUUUUGAUCCGAUCAUUCAACCGGUUAUUGAUGAUGUUAUGAAGGCUCUUUGUAAACAUCUCAAGCCUCGCCCUCAUUUACACGUCCAUAGUCAUACUGCUGUUAGGAUCUUAGGGAAAUUUGGCGGAAGAAAUAGAAAUUUCAUUAAACCUUCAUCAGAUUUACAGGACCAAUCAAUGAUGACUCAAAGUGUGGAAGCAGUUUUUGAUAUCAAUGGUAUUAAAGGACAAUCAUUUGUCUCAAUUUCCUCUGGUGUUAAUGCUGCUAUUAAUAUUUUGGAAGAUCCUAGACUACAUUCUAAUCUGAAGUUAACAAUCCAUUAUCGUGCGAACGCUUUCAAGUACCUUUCUGCCGUGUUGAUGCUUUUUGUGGAUACUAGCGAAGUCCCUCAAAACUAUCAAAGUUUGAUUGAAUCUGCGGUUGAUUCUCUAAUAAAGGAAGAACAAAUGAAAAUAAAGCCGCUCUCAACCGAGACAAUAAUCGACAAAAGAAAAUUCAAUAAUCAAGAGCAAUUAUUUGAAAGAUUAUGGAAGGCUAUCUUUUAUUGUUCAAGCAUCAACGAACUCAAACCCAAUGUGCACGGAUUAAUUACCAAUUUGUGUAACCAUUUUACCCAACUCUAUAUCACUAGAAGCUUAAUCAGAAGAUAUAAGCAUGAACGCAGUUUCACGGUUUCAGAUGGGGAAGGGAAAGUAUAUUUGGAUGCUAAUAUCAUGUUUAAUGUUAUUAACUAUGCUCUAAGUAACAAUAUCACAGAGGUCAAAAAUGCUGGUAUUGUUGCUGUCAAACAAAUUUGUGAUGCUUGCGAAAUCAUUUUUGGCUCAAUUGAAAAUAGUCUCAGAUUUGGUUUGCACUCUUCAUUGAUUGCUGUGUUCUAUCAUUCUUGUUAUGACGAAAUGUAUUAUAAUAAGUUGGGUGGUGUCUUAGGAUUAAAGACUAUGAUUGAUGAUACCGGUAUUCCAAUUACAUGGUUUGGAAAAUUCCAACAUGAAUUGGUGCGCGCAUUAUUCUAUGUUUUGCGCGAUACUCCAGAUAUCAUGCCUGCUUUGGUUACCAAUACUGCUAAAAGCCUCAUAAUCAAAAUUAUUGGUGGCUGUAACAAGGGUGCUACGUCAGUCGACGAAUUGCCUUACGAAUUGAUUAGCUCCUUGGUAUAUGACUUGGCAAGUCCAAAUUCAUUAGUUAGAAAAACUUCACAAUUGGCAAUCGAGAUUUUGUCAGAUCUUUCGUCCGUGUCGAAGAUAGACUUGAUUUCUUCGUGCAAAACGGUCCUCUUACAUCCAAUUUUCGCCAAACCCUUACGGGCUUUGCCUUUCUUAAUGCAAAUUGGCCAUAUUGAAGCCAUAACCUAUUGGUUGGGUCUUCCUCAUAAGGAAGCUGAAUUUAAUGACGAAAUGCAGAGACUAUUGUUAGAAGUGGUGAAUUUGGUUGAAGCUGAAGAUUCAAUGCUCACUACAACAGACCGUUUAAUUGAUUAUGAAACCCGUGAACAGUUGACAGAACUUAGAGUUGUUUGUAUCAACCUCUUGACCGUGGCUUUGUCUAAACCAGAAUAUACCAUGACUCAACCAGGCUUGACAAGGCUUAGAAUUCUAGCUGUUUUCUUUAAGACUUUGGGUGCCUCUGAGAAGACAAUUGUAGAUGCUUCCCAUGUUGGCUUGAAGUCAGCGCUUUCACAGAAUAGCAAAUUGCCAAGAGAACUAUUGCAAAGCGGUCUUCGUCCAAUGCUAAUGAAUCUUUCUGAUUACAGAAAAUUGUCAGUGUCCAAUUUGCAAACGUUGGCAAGAUUAUUGGUAGUUUUGGUGAACUAUUUCAAGGUAGAAAUAGGUAAAAAGUUGCUCGAUCAUGCCAACUCAUGGGCUAUGCCGGAAUUGUUGAAUCAAAUUGCAGGAUUUGAUCUUUCUAAUAACAAAGUCAUUCAAAUUCUCAACUCAAUCUUUAACAUUUUUCACUUGUUGCCUCCAAAAGCUUACAUUUUUAUUCCUGAUGUAUUGAGAUGUUUAGAAAAAGUUGAGAUCAAUCUUAGACGCGUGAAAGGUUCCUCUUGCAGAGAGCCAAUAGUCAAAUAUCUUGACGAGUAUCCAAAUGAGGCAUCGGAAUUUUUCCUCCAAGAAUUUUCUUCGAGAAAGAUGCAAAAUAUUCAUACUUACUUUGUUCUCAAAUGUCCAGAAUUGAAAAAGGUAACAAAAAAUAAUGUUUCGAAAUUCUUCGAAGCUUUAGCCUGUGAAAAUGAUUUUAAUACAAGCAUUACGAAAUUUGCUAACCUUGUUGAUAUUGUUUCUGUUGUGGUGGAUGAUGACCUUUGGACUAGAUCUCAUAAGGAACUAUUUGUUAAUUUAUUCCAAGCUGGCCAGAAAAUAAUAGGAGAGUUUCAAAAUUAUCCUUACAAUCAACAAAACCAUUUUCAAAUAUUUUAUUCAAUUGAUAAAUUACAGGAAGUCUUGAUUAAAUCUUUUGAAGUCUCUAAAAACGAUGAUCUCUUAUUUUCCUUGGUUGACUUCUUAACAAUCCACAAACUAACGGUCAAUCUCCAACUAGUUGACUUCAUUGCCGAAAAUAUUAUCAAGACAAAAGAUAUUGCUGUUAGACAAUCAUUCUUGAGCAGAUGUGUGAAGAUAGCUGUGGAUGGUAAUUAUAAAAUCCCGACUAAAGUUUAUAUUCUCAAAAAAAUCUGUGUUCCAAUAUUGUUGAAUGAGGCAAGAGUUAACAGCAACCUUGAUUUGUUAUACGGUGAUGACACACCAGAAUGGCUCACCUUAGCUCACACUAAUAUUUGGCAAUCUACGGAUGAAUCAAUUGUGGGUCACACAGCGGGAGAAAUAGAUUCAUACAGACUUGAGUUACUUCAGUUAACUGCUUCACUAUUAAAAUUUUCACCAGCGAAGAUUGAACCAAUUAGAAAGGAUGUGAUUAAAUUUAGUUGGAAUUUGAUGAAGCUUGAUGAUACUAUUCCUAAAUAUGCUGCUUACUUGACCAACUGUUACUUUAUCAACGCUUAUGAUACACAUGUCAAGAUCACCACUCAUAUGUUCUUUGCAUUGCUAAGGGCCAAUAAUGUUGAUGCUCGAUAUCUUGUAAAGCAGUCAUUGGAUUUGUUAGCAGAUGUUAUUCCGGAACGUAUGAAGCAGAAUGACGAGGACAAAUCAUGGAUCAAAUGGCCACGAAGAGUAAUUCAGGAGAAUAAUUUCGUGGUGAAUAAUGUUUUCAAUGUCUAUAAAUUCAUGGUUGAGCAUGAAGAGUUAUUUUUUGAAGCUCGCAAUCAAUUCUUAUCCAAUGCUAUUAACCUGAUGGGGAAGUUGACAAUUUCACCUAACCCAUCCACAGAUAAUCAAAUUCUUGCUAUUGAAUUGUCGGAAUUGAUAUUGAAAUGGGAGCAGAGAGCAGACAAACUUAGAAAAGAAAAACUCAGUGCUCCAAAUUUCAAAGACGAGGACGAAGAAAUGAAGGAUGUUGGGGUUAAGGAAUUUGCGGAUAAGAAAAAUUAUGAUGAGAAGUUGGCUGCCAGCCUUGAGUACAGGAUUCCAACUGGUCAAAAAGAGGCUUUUGUGACAUUCUUAAUUAGAUAUUUGUGCAUUAGCACCUCCAGAUGCUCAUCAACUGAUUUGGGAAGAAGGGCUUUGUCUGUUCUUUAUGAUUCGACGCAAUUAUGGUCUGAAAUUAACAUUCCAUUGGUUAUUUUUGAAAGAUUUUUGCUAACAAAUGAUUUGAAUAGUGGUAAUUUCAGUAUUUUGGGAUAUUGUUGGAACACUCUAGAAGUUCUAGGCAUUACUUUGGAGAAUAAGGAUUCUGAAUGGAUCAUUAAUAAUUUGAAAGCACUACAAAGAUUGUUGAUCAAAGUUAUAAAAACACAUAACCAUGAUUUGCAAGAAGUGUUGCAAAGGGUGUUGAGGAUUAUUUUGAAGGCUAUCACUGAAGAAAGUUAUGAAGACUCAGAGCCAGAAGAUGUUAAAAAUUUUAUGAAUUUGUUGAUAUCGGUAAUAUCCUCUGAUCUUGGUAACACUGCAUCAUUGGCUGCUGGUAUUACUUUGUUUUCUACCGUCACCUAUUAUCAACCAGAAAGAUUAACGCCGUUAAUUCCUAGUAUCAUCAAAACUUUUGGUAAAUUAUGCAAAGAUCAUGUUACUAUAACCAUGACUCAAAAGAUUUCUCAAGAAAAUAGUACACAAGUUGAAGAAGAAGCAAGAAUGACUGCCAAGCUAUUGAGCAAAAUUUUGGACUUCGCCACCAUUAGAAUUUCAUACUUUGGAGACCACAGACGUAUUUUCUUGUCUAUUUUGGCCCAAUUCAUCGAAAGAUCAUAUGACAAAGACUUAUCAAAGCAUAUAGUUGACGUUGUUUAUAAAUGGAUUUUCUCUAGUGUUGGUGCGUACCCAACUCAUAAAGAAAAAGCUGCUAUAUUAUCAAAGAUGAUGGGAUAUGAACCAAGAAGGGAGAUUCCAAUGAGCUUGUCAAAGGAUUACCUAAAGAUUAUUAUCAAAAUUUUUGAGGAUAAAAGCCCAAAGACUGCUGACUUGACUCUGAGAUUGGAGCACUCCUUUUUACUAGGGACUAGAUUCAUUGAUGUGGGCAUCAGACAAAGAUUUAUGAGGAUUCUUGCAGACAGCUUGCAACCUGAUAUAAAACACAGAUUAUACUAUGUGAUUAAAGAACAAAACUGGGAAGACCUUGGGGAUUUCCCUUGGCUAAUGCAAGCUUUGGAAUUGAUGUUUGGCUCUUUCAACCAAGAUGCCAAGAUUCAGUUGAAACCAGGUAGUUAUAAGUUUGCUCCAUUGGGUUACUUGGAUAUAUCUGAACCAUCCACUACCAGUGCGGAACCAUCGAAUAGCAAAUUAAAAGAAUUUUUGGAUAAUCAUAAUGAAUUUAUUGUUAAUGCUCGCUCAAUUACUGCCGGCGAUGUUAUUGCUCCACUUGUUGAAAUUCUACACAAUGAUAUUAAUAGUAUUAAAAUGGCAUGGGUGGAUGUUUUCCCUGUUGCUUAUGGAAGCAUCCCACGGAAAGAAAAGGCUGAUUUUUCCACUUGUUUCACGUCAUUGUUAUCAAAAGACUAUCACUUGAGAGCUAGCGGUAGCAUACUAAAUGGGGUUCAGGCUCUAUUAGAAGGUGCCUGUAAAUGUGAUGAUCUUCACAUUCCUCCUCAUUUAUCGAAAUAUUUGAGCACUGCCUUCAACACCUACUAUUCAACAAUCCAAGAUUUGGAAUCCCAAUCCACUACUUUCAAUCAAGCAGGGGGUGACGAAUCUGUUGACGAUGCUCUUUUGGAAGUCUAUAUGUCAGUUGAGGAUAAGGACAUGUUUUAUGGUUUGUGGAGAAGAAGGGCUAAAUAUGCUUUGACAAAUAGCGCUCUUCUGUUUGAACAAAUUGGGAUGUGUGACAUGGCAAUGAGAUACUAUGAAAAUGCCCAGAUUAAAGCUCGUACUAGAGCGUUGCCGUAUAGUGAAUCUGAAUAUUCACUUUGGGAAGAUAAUUGGAUUUCGUGUGCUGAAAAAUUGCAACAUUGGGACAUUCUAACUGAGCUUUCCAAACACGAAAAUUAUACCGAUUUGUUAUUAGAGUGUGGUUGGCGUGUGGCUAAUUGGAACGAUGAUAAAGAGCCGUUGGAACAAUCGGUAAAGACCGUCAUUGAUGUGCCAACUCCAAGACGUCAAACUUUCCAAACAUUUUUAUGCCUUCAGGAUUUUGCCCAGCAAAAGAAAACCAUGAAUGAUGUUCUUAAGCUUUGUGAUGAAGGUACUCAGUUAGCAUUAAAGAAAUGGGCUUCCUUGCCAACGAGAUUUACCGGAGCUCAUGUUAGUAUGCUUCAUGUUUUCCAACAGUACGUUGAAUUCAACGAAGCUAGUCAAAUAUAUAAUUCCUUAGUCACCACUAAUAGUCAGAACAUUGAAGUUAAGUCUCAAGAACUCAAAAGAGUCCUACAAGCUUGGAGAGAAAGGUUACCAAAUGUCUGGGAUGAUAUUAAUAUUUGGAAUGAUCUUAUUGUCUGGCGUCAACAUUUCUUCCAGCUUGUGAAUAAUAUAUAUAUUCCAUUCUUACAAGCUGGAAAGGGAAACACAUAUUCACAAGUUUAUUGUGGGUACCACGAAACCGCUUGUGUCAUAAACAGAUUUGCUCAUGUUGCUAGAAAGCAUGGUUUAGAUGAGGUUUGCAUUUCUCAGUUGAACAAGAUUUAUAACUUGCCAAAUAUUGAAAUUAUGGAAGCUUUUCUCAAGUUGAUUGAGCAAGUGAAGUGUUAUUAUCAAAAUGAUAAGGAGUUAUACACUGGUCUAGAUGUUAUUAGUAAUACCAAUUUGGCGUAUUUUGGCACCCAGCAAAAGGCGGAAUUCUUUGUUCUCAAGGGUAUGUUUUUGGCUAAAUUAAACAGCCAAGAUAAAGCCAAUCAUGCAUUUGCGACUGCCAUCCAACUUGAUAGUAACUUGGCAAAAGCUUGGGCUAAAUGGGGGUUAUAUAAUUAUAAAUUGUUCAAACAGUCAAAUAAGAGUACUGAUUUAAAUGAAGUGAUGGAUUAUGCUAAAAGCUCUUUGAUUUGUUUCCUCCAUGCCGUUGGCCUUUACAAAAAUUCAAAAUCUAGAAGGUACCUCGCCUUGAUUUUAUGGAUUAUCAGUUUGGAUGAUGAAAAGGGUACAUUGGCAUCGCAAUAUCAAAACUAUAAGGGUGAAAUCCCAGUAUGGUAUUGGAUCACUUAUAUUCCUCAGUUGUUGACCUCUUUAUCUCAUAAAGAAGCGAAGUUUGUCAGAAAUAUUUUGAUUUUAAUCGCUAAGCUGUACCCACAGGCCCUUCAUUUCCCGUUGAGAACCACAAAAGAAGAUUUCCUUGCCAUUCAAAAGCAAAUAGCCCAAGAUUCUCUUAUCCCGCUAAAGAAUUCAGGUAUAAAACAUGAUGGUUCAGUGAAUGAGUCUGACAAGACUGAUGAUGGUGGGAAUGCCAAAUCUGGCGGACAUGGUCAUCCAUGGGAACAUGUUGAGGAUAUUAUGAAUAUUUCGAAAACUUCGUAUCCAUUAUUGGCAUUAUCUUUAGAAUCUUUGGUUGCCCAAAUCACACAACGAUUCAAAUCUAGCGCCGAUGAAGAUGCUUACAGACUUGUCGCUGCCUUAUAUAACGAUGGGAUGCAAUCCUUCAAUAGAAUGUUGAAUGUGAAAGGAGAUGGAAAAUUACCGAACCAUAUGGUGGUCAAUCUUAUCAAAUUUGCAGAAACGGUAUUGACUAGACAAGUGCGAGCUGAGUUUGAGAAAGAUUUUAUCAUUUCCAAACCAAGUUAUGAGACUUAUAUCAAGAGAUUAAUUAAAUGGAAGGAUAGAUUCGAAAAUAAAUUGGAUAGAAGAUUCAAUAAAAUCAAUCUUGAAAGCUUAUGUCCACAUUUGACGGAAUUCCACCACCAAAAGUUUGAAGAUAUUGAAAUCCCUGGGCAAUACUUGUUGAAUAAAGAUAAUAAUACCUACUUUGUCAAAAUUGAAAGAUUUUUACCUACUUUGGAGGUGGUUCGGGGAUUCAAUGCCUGUUAUAAAAGAUUGCAAAUCAGAGGUAAAGAUGGUUCCAUUCAUCAAUUUGCCGUGCAGUUCCCAUCCAAUAGACACUCUAGGCGUGAGGAACGGAUUUUCCAACUCUUCCGGAUCUUUGAUGGCGGUCUCGUUCGAAAUGUCCAAUGCCGCUCCAGAAAUAUUAGUCUCACCCUUCCUGUCGCUGUGGCACUUUCUCCUCACAUCAGGAUUUUAUCUAAUGACAGCAGUGAUAUCACUUUACAAGAGGUUUAUGAACAGGUUUGUCGUGAAAAGAAACAAAAGGUGGAAGAACCAUUUUUCUACAUCACUGAGAAGCUCAAGGCUACAUUUGAUCCGAGAUUACCAAAACCUGAUAUCAUCAGUACCAUGACCGAAAUCUUUAGUGCGGUGCAGACUUUAUAUGUUCCAUCCACCAUCGUACACGACUAUUUUGUGAAAUCUUACCCUAAGUUCGAAGACUUUUGGUUAUUUAGACGCCAAUUCACUUCACAAUAUGCCUCUUUUAUUUUUAUGACCCAUAUGAUGAGUAUCACGUCUCGUCAACCACAGAAAAUUCAUAUCAAUAUGAACUCUGGAUCGGUGUGGACUUCUGAAAUGUUGCCAAAUAAGACUAGUCAGCCAAAUAAAAAGCCACCGCAGAGCAACGGCAAUGGUAAUAAUUCUAGUGGCUCAAAUAGUAGUGUUGAUGAUAAAGAGCAAAAGAUUCCGAUUUUCAGCAAUCCUGAGGCGGUACCAUUCAGAUUGAGUCCAAACAUUCAGAAAUUGAUUGGUCCUGUUGGUCUUGAAGGUAUUUUGUCGGUGUACGUUUUAGUUCUUGCGAGAUGCUUGUCCAAUUCUGAGUUUGACAUUGAGAAUUUCUUGAGCUUGUUUGUUAGGGACGAAGUUAUCUCGUGGUUUGCCCAGAAUUUACAAAGUAGUGCUCAAGGGCCCCACUUGAGGGAUAUUGUUAGAGUUAAUGUUGAUUUGAUUAUAACCAAAAUUGCUAGAGUAGGCCAUGUUUCAUCAAAUACACCAAUUACCACCCAAUUUGUGAAUGAGAUGAUUGCCAGUGCGGUUAAUCCAAGAAGUCUUGCACAAUUGGAUUAUUUAUGGAGGCCUUAUCUUUGA